UGUGAUCAAUACGAUCAAUGACCACCAAUCCAGGUAUAUGAGGGUAUCGACGGUUUUUAAACGGAAAUUUAUAAUGUAUAAUAAUGUGUUUGUUAUAUAAAUUGUAAAUAAAAAUAUAAGACUCCUUUGACUGACAGCUAGAGAGUUGUCGAUACUGAUGUAACUGAUACCCGGGAAGUAAACGAUUUCACAAUAGACACCUACCCUUUAUUGACAGAAAUGAUUUCGAAAUCAUAACAUUAUAUAUAUAUAGGUAGAAUAAAAUGGCGGAGACACCUGACUUUCCCUGACAGCUUAAACAACAAAUGGAUAUUGUAUGAUUUGUUAUUUUUUAUUAAGGAUUACAAAAUGAAACAAGAAUUCCAAAGAAAUAUAAAUUCAGAGGACAACGAUCUAGGUUUUUGUGGAAGCUGCUGUGUUGCUUUGUCAACAAUUCUCAUCAUUUUUACUUUUCCGUUCUCCUUAUGUUUCAUAGUAAAGAUUGUACAGGAAUAUGAACGUGUUGUUAUAUUCAGACUUGGACGGGUGAUUUCUGGUGGUGCUAGGGGACCAGGUUUAUUCAUCGUCUUUCCUUGCAUCGACGAAUAUGUAAAGAUAGAUUUAAGAAUGGUGUCCGUGAAUAUUCCCCCGCAGGAGAUAUUGACAAAGGAUUCGUUAACUGUUUCUGUAGACGCUGUGAUAUUUACCAGGAUAUUUGACCCCGUCAUGGCCACAUGUAACGUAGCCAAUGCUAGAUAUUCUACAUCCUUACUGGCAGCAACAACUCUCAGGAAUGUGCUGGGUACAAAAAACAUGGCGGAAUUAUUAUCGGAUCGUGAUACAAUCGCGGACCAAAUGCAGGAAAUAUUAGACGAAUCUACAGAUCCCUGGGGUGUACAAAUUGAAAGAGUUGAAAUAAAAGAUGUUAAACUACCGAUACAGCUACAACGAGCAAUGGCUGCUGAAGCUGAAGCGUCAAGAGAAGCACUCGCCAAAGUAAUAGCGGCUGAAGGUGAACAGAGGGCAUCAGUGGCUCUAAAAGACGCAGCUGAGAUUAUGAUGCAGUCACCGACUGCCAUGCAACUCAGAUAUAUGCAGACCCUCGGUACUGUAGCUGCAGAACGAGAAUCUACCAUUAUAUUCCCAUUACCUAUGGAAACAAUGUUCUCACUUGAUAAAGUGGUUCAUCAGAGAAAGCUUACACCAAUACAAACACAAGCGUUUGCCAAUACCGAUGUCGUUUCUUACAGUACCGAAGGCGUUUCUGCCAAUAUCGAAAUUGCAUCUGACAAUGCCGACGUCUUAUCUGAUAAUUUGGAAGUUGUGUCUAUCCAUACCGAAGUCACAACAUUGUAACGUCAAUUACAUAUAACCAAUGAACUAUUUUCAGUCGGAUUUCUUGAUUUAUGGUGCCUUUCCUGGAUAUAUUAACGGUUUCUUUUGACUUACUUUGCCUUCUACGCUAUGUUUUUGAUAUUAUCAGUAUAUUUAAAUAAAGUUUUUAUUUGUAA
This is a messenger RNA of Mytilus californianus (California mussel), 1490 nucleotides long. Its product is annotated as stomatin-like. Bases 349 to 1335 code for a protein of 328 amino acids. Gene Ontology annotation, cellular component: plasma membrane. NCBI's taxonomy places the organism in Eukaryota, Metazoa, Mollusca, Bivalvia, Mytilida, Mytilidae. The transcript has 8 exons. The record is from RefSeq and is a predicted model, not a curated record.